Molecule: messenger RNA, 1557 nt
Organism: Lindgomyces ingoldianus
Lineage: Eukaryota; Fungi; Ascomycota; Dothideomycetes; Pleosporales; Lindgomycetaceae
Exons: 5
Coding region: 1-1557 (518 amino acids)
Source: RefSeq, a predicted model, not a curated record
AUGCCAGCUCUCAAUUCAGCCUCGCUCUUACAGACUCUCGUUGAUCGAAGCACUUUCUCAGCAUCAAAUCAGUCUGCGAACGCCACUAGUGACCCUUUGGAAGUUGUCUGCGCCUGGCCGGUAUCUGGUCAAUAUGGGCCAGGCACAAGAUUUUUAUAUUAUGUUCUUGUAGCAGCCUGUGUUUUUGCUCGAAAAGCAGUAUGGCUCAGGAACGCGUGCUUGGCGGCUGCGUUGCUUUUUCCUGCUGUGGCUGCCAUCCAUGGUAUCGUGCUCGCAACACUGCACGUUAAUGGUGCUGUAGACAUGGAUGUCUUCGGAGCAUUUCAACUGUGCUCGAUUGGCAUCUUGGCCGCUCCACUGACGGUCCGGCUAUCUCGGACCUACUUCUUCGAUCCGGGCCGUAAUACCAUCUUCUUGUGGACCGGCCUUGUUCUUGCUGGUCUACUAAGCCUAACUGUCGAAUUCUACCGUAUUAAUCCGUCCGAUUGCCAUGACGAACAAGGCAACCCGCUCUCUCGUAAGAACUUUUCCUACGACCAGACCACCUGUGGCCUCAAUUGUUCUGUUGAGCACGGUCCGCGCUCUCCCAUGCGAGAUGGUUCGGCAAACAACAUUUACGUGAUCCCCGCGCCAGACAAGCUCACUUUCAACACCGCCAUGCUUCUCGCAGCUGCAUGCUGUAUCCCCGCGAUUCUCUCACUGGCUUUCAUGUUUAAUAAGAUCCUCGAGAUGAACUGGAGGAAACUCCAUCGCGACGAUGGUGAAGAUGAGCGAAUUGACGAGCCGAUUGAGGGCACGAACGGUGCCACUAUCGGGAAGAUGAAGGGGGUCAACAGCACGAUCAGGAUGCUGCUGGGCGUCGUGGAGAUACCUUUAUUCAGUGGCGCAGUACUUGCUAUUCUCGCAAUAGGCGAGAACAAUUUCUUUAGUAAACAGGUCAGGUUUCAGACUGAACCCAUCGCUAGCAUCGGCCAAUGGGCUCCCAUUGCUGGCACAGUAUUAGCGGUUGCUGGUUCGGCUAUGUCCUUGCUGACAACAAAUGUUGAGGUUGUGAAUGAGGACGAAUCCAAGACAAGAUCUCCCAUGGAGCAGGGCGCUCGAAGUCCCAGCUUAAUAUCUGAACUGGUACCCACAACUAGCAAUCGACCUCUGACCGAGGUAGGGAACACCCGACGCAAAAUUUCUCGAACGUUAACCGCCAUCGGGAGCAAAUUGAGCACCGCAGCGCACGACGACGUGGGCGAGUUUAAGCGCAACGAAGCGCGAAACUAUCCAGAAACUCCUGGAGAGCAGUGGAAAAAUCCCCAGCUAGCUCAGAUUAGGCAGUCUUAUAACCCUCCUCGAGAUGCAGAUGGAAAUGUGACGCCUGAGCUUCGAGGAGUGAGAUCCAGAGCGAGUAGCUUCCACAGUAACGCCCCGUCCAGUCUGGAUAUCGAACGCAUUGAAACAGCAGCCUCCCCUAGACCAGCAGCACGGCGGGACACACUCGAAGUUCCAGCACCGACCCAUCGCAGAAGUCGGUCGAGUCUCCGUGAUGUUAACCAUUUCAUGGGAUAG